AUGACAGCUCAUAGGCCUAACUGUCUCAAAGCAACCAUGUACAAAGUUCCUAGAAAGAAAUAUAACCGUUCACGCAAGAAAAUUGAAAAGUCAAACCCUUGGAAGCUACCGAUGGUUCCUAAAAGCUAUUUGGAGCAAAUGAAGAUGGAAGAUUGUGUUAACUUUUACACAAACCGUUAUACAACAAUAGUUUACAAUAAAGAUUGCAAGCUUGAGAAAUAUCCUCUAAAGCCGAGACUAAAACAGGGACACUGGACUACUGAGGAGGAUAAAAUACUCUUGGACAUAGUAAAAAGAUUUGGCCCACAUAACUGGGAAAAAAAUUCUAUUUACCAUCCUACUCGGAACGACAAGCAGAUGAGAGAACGAUGGCUAUCUCACUUACAAGGAGUCAACAAAGACCCAUUCACGGAAGAAGAGGUUGCCAUUAUUUAUUGUAUGAGAAAUGGAGUAAAAAAAAAAAAAGAAGAAAGUAUAGUCAAAAAAGAAAGUAUAGUCGAAAAAGAAAGUCCUGUCGUAAAAAAAAGAAGAAUUUUCUCAGAAGGUAUGGGAUGGGCAGAAAUUGCAAACAGACUUGGCAAUGGACGCACGGCAAACUCGUGUAAAAACGUUUAUCACAAUGUCGUAGAAAAGAGUCUUCCAAAAGCUGCUAAAGGAUAUGAAGAGUUAUAUUAUAAAAUAAGCACGAAAGAGUUGUCGGCUGAUGACAAGAUGGCAAUAGAUUUUCUUGUACGUGGCGUUAGCUGA
Messenger RNA from Paraglomus brasilianum, 747 nucleotides. Lineage: Eukaryota; Fungi; Glomeromycota; Glomeromycetes; Paraglomerales; Paraglomeraceae. The record is from the annotation of a GenBank genome assembly.